Messenger RNA from Scophthalmus maximus (turbot), 3926 nucleotides. RefSeq names its product ADAM metallopeptidase domain 8a (gene adam8a). The coding region runs from base 218 to 3019 and encodes 933 amino acids. The record is from RefSeq and is a predicted model, not a curated record. Lineage: Eukaryota; Metazoa; Chordata; Actinopteri; Pleuronectiformes; Scophthalmidae. Gene Ontology annotation, biological process: positive regulation of cellular extravasation; proteolysis; regulation of cell-cell adhesion. The transcript has 25 exons. Gene Ontology annotation, molecular function: cell adhesion molecule binding; metalloendopeptidase activity.
UACAUGCUGCAGCAUUUGUUUUGGGGAUGUUCGUGUAACCUAGCAGUGGUAAAUGGGUAAAAGAGGUUAGAACAUGUUGGUAAUCAAGAAAGAUCGCAGAGCAGUGUGUGGAAGAAAACAAGUCCUAAAGUAUAACACUGACUAUACAUCUUAGGUCUGCAACUUUUUCAGUGCGUUUUGUAAGAACAACGUUGGACUUUUUUUUCCAUAGUGACUCAUGCGGUUUGUCAGCCUCAGAUUGUCCAGGAUAUUACACGGCAGCAGCAGAGAGGGGAGAGGAGAGAGGAGAGAGGGGCGGAGAGCCGAGGAGUCUCAGCAUGUACCUCAGACUAUACAGCUCACAAUGACAGAGUGCGUCCGACCGAGCAACAUGCCACACACUGGAUAUCUCUCAUGGAUUUUCCUCUCCUCAUUGGGAGUAAUUGCGGGCAGUGUGGGGACUCUACCUCAUGUGAAGAAGUACCAAACAGUGAUACCUCAGAGGCUGAAGGACUCUCUCAGUAACGAUGCUGCUACACACCAGACAUACCCUGAUGUAGUCCAGUACUCCUUGACGAUUGCAGGGCAAAACUACACACUGCAUCUUGAAAGGAACAAGGAUCGUAUCGGGAAAAACUUUGCAGUGACACACUAUUCUGAUCAGGGCACCGAGGUCACAAAUAUCCCAGAUCUCAGGGUUCACUGCUACUACCAUGGACACAUUGUGGGGGUGGAGGAAUCGUCUGCAAGCGUGGGACUGUGCUCUGGAAUAAAGGGGUUUGUGCUUCUCCGGGACCAGAUGUACCUUAUUGAACCUCUGGCCGGUGCCGAGGCAGGACAGCAGGGUGACACACGGAGCUCCAAGACUUACAGUGACGAGGGUCUUCACGCUAUUUACAACCACAAACACCUGAGGAGGAAGAGGAGCUCCUGUUCCCAUGGAAACACGACCACAUUCUAUGAUCAUGGAGCCCGUUCGUCUGGACUGUUCCAGCUCAGCAGUCUGAAAGGCAGAUCCCAGGCCAAAGACCGUCCACUUAAACCCAGGACAGUGGAGCUGGUUCUGGUGGCCGACCACGAGGAGUGUAAGAAGUUUGACAGUAAGAAGACAGUAGAGGCCAGAAUGCUUGAAAUAGCAAACCAUGUGGACAAGCUGUAUCGCCCUGUGGGUGUUCGAGUGAUGCUGGUCGGUCUGGAUAUGUGGUCGCACAGAGAUCAGAUAGAGGUCAGCACUAACCCUGAGAUCACUCUCGGUCGCUUCCUCGAGUGGCGUCAGCGGAACCUGCUGCCGAGGAUCGCGCACGACAACGCGCAGUUCAUCACAGGUGUGGAUUUUGAUGGUUCCACCGUCGGCUUGGCAAACACCAAUUCAAUGUGCACGUCUAAGUCUGGAGCUGUCAACGAGGACCAUAACACUAACCCAGUAGGAGUGGCUUCUACUAUUGCACACGAAAUGGGUCACAACCUGGGAUUGUCCCAUGACACAGAAAACUGUGUCUGUGGCUCCUCGGUAUCUAGAAAAUACUGCAUCAUGGCUGACAGUGUUGGACUCGUGUAUCCGAAUCGGUUCAGCAGCUGCAGUCAGCAGCAGCUCAGCAGGUUCUUGGAGGAGGUGAGCCCUCCCUGUCUGCUGGAUACUCCCUCCACCGAUCGCAUCCACGGGGGGCCAGUGUGUGGCAAUGCCUUCCUGGAGCCUGGAGAGGAGUGUGACUGCGGCACUGUAGAGGAAUGCAAAAAUCCCUGCUGCAAUGCCAGUACCUGCAAACUCAACGCAGAGGCCCAGUGUGCAGAGGGAGAGUGCUGCCACAACUGCCACCUGAAGCCGACAGGCAGCGUCUGCCGAUCAAAGACAGGGGACUGUGACCUGGAAGAGUACUGCACUGGCUUCUCUGCCUCCUGUCCGACUGACGCCUACACCCAAAACGGCCUGUCCUGCAACCGGGGAAAAGGAUACUGCUACAAUGGACAGUGUCCCUCACAGCAGGAACACUGCAAGAGACUCUGGGGUCCAGACGCUGACGUGGCCGCAGAUGCUUGUUUCCACCUUCAUGGAAGCUGCAAAAAGACUCUGUUUAGCCAAAGGUGUUCGAGCAGAGAUCAAUCCUGUGGGACACUUUUCUGCACCGGAGGCUGGGAGUUCCCUGUGACAUCCAGGAAAUCCUUUUACAAAGUAGGAAAUCGAGAAAUUUGCAACGAAGCAACUCUAAACCCUGAAGAUAACUACCCUGCAGAUCUGGGCAUGGUACCCACUGGCACCAAGUGUGGCAUCAACAUGGUGUGCUACAAUCAGCGGUGUCAAGACAUGGCAAACAUAAAAGUGUACGGGAUGAAUGACUGCUCUGCCAAAUGCAACAACCGCGGGGUUUGUAACCACGAGAGUAAGUGUCACUGCAACCCCGGCUGGGCCCCGCCCUUCUGCGAUGUGCAGCAGACAGAGAUGCCUAAAGAGGCGAAUAGGUUGGUGUUUUUUGUGUCGCUGGCGGUUGGCUCCCUUUUGCUGUUGGUCCUGGUCAUUGGGGGUUUGAUGUGCUGCAUCCGCAGGAGACGACCUGCGAAGAGAUGCCUCCAGUCUACCUCAGGACAAUCAAACCCUGUGUUUCGGUCAAGCAGCACUCGAGGCAGCCCCCGUCCUGGGAACACCUACAUCAGCCAGCCUACGUUUGUGGAGUCUUCGGCCACUCAGCCCUGUAAAACUCUGUUCUCGGCUCCUGCCAGACCACACGCUGGAGCACCGAGGCCCAGCAGAGCUGCUCCAGAGCCACCCAAGACAGUUCCAGCUGUACCUCAGCCAUCAAAAAUGCAUCAGGUUGUAAGGCCGCCCAUGCAGCCACCGUCUGCUUCAAGCAAGCCAGUCUAUAUUCAGGUAAAGCCACAACCUCCAUCCAGACCUCUACCGCCACUGGCAACCAAAUCGACCAUGAAGCCAAAGCCUCCGAUGCCUCCGGUGAAGCCGAAGCCCUCUGCAGUCCCGUCUCCGCUGCCGCACACUCAGCUGCUGGCGGGGAGAGCUGCCCUGAUGCCCCCCAGCAGGCCCAGAUGACAGAUAAUUCAUCACAACGUAAACACUGGGAUCCUCUGACAGAGCGCCACGUUUUUGUCCCAGCGAGGACCUAGGAGAUCCUCUCGGGAGACGCCCGUCUGUUUUAACAUGGAAACAAGAUCCACCGAAGGAUCAGCGAUGUUAAGUGACAGAGCUUUUUCUAUCAGUAAUGGUCUCCCCGGAGGAUUACCGCCGCCCGUCUGUGUCUUGCUUGUGUUGGCCUUCGGCUUGUUGAUGAAACAAUGAUGAUGGUGAUCGACGAGCUCAACCUCUGUGCUUUAUUAAGUGACGAAUGGCUGUGCUGCCAUGAUGAUUUUUAAAUUUGUUUUUAAGGGAAAUGUCACUCUGCCUUGAUCCUGCGUUAUGUGAACACUUUACGAGGCAACUGUUUCAAUCGAAUGUAACAAUUUUAUUGUUACUUGGCCCUCACAUGUUUUUUGGUACUGAUUUUGUAAGAAAUAAUGUCAAGAGAUUUAAAUGUGUUACAAACAUGGGCACUUUGUGUGUUUUUUUAAAUUAAGGAUGUACCGCAAGAGUUGACUUUUUCUUGAACUCUUUUUUAUACUAACCCACGGAUGCUCGACUAUGUUGGGAUUAAAUUAUUACUGUACAUGCAGCUGCUUUGCUGGGCGCGAUGACUUGAUACACAUUGAUUGUAAUUCUUCAAGGGAUUUUAUAUUGCAUAUUCCAUGUAGCGGACAUGAUUGCACUCCUCCACUCAUCAUGCCAAUGUCUGCGGUCUUUCCAAACACUGAGGAUCCUGCCUGGAUCUUUCCUGCAAACUUUGAACUGAAAACUUAUUCGAAUGUUUCUAUUUAUUGAGAUCUGAUGUGUUGUUGUUGUUGUUGUUGUUGUUGUUUUUGUUUUUGUCUUUGAACUUAAUAAUAAAGAUGAAUCACGACAGUCA